Mesocestoides corti is the source of this 987-nucleotide messenger RNA. The record is from the annotation of a GenBank genome assembly. NCBI's taxonomy places the organism in Eukaryota, Metazoa, Platyhelminthes, Cestoda, Cyclophyllidea, Mesocestoididae.
AUGGCUCGAGAUUCGUGGGAGCCGGAGUUGUCUACUUCGGAGAAUGGAGGUGAAAGGGUGGCUGUCAAGAUGAAGAAGGAAAUCGGAAUAUUACAGGCUGUUAGUAUAAUUUUUGGUGUGAUCGUCGGCUCUGGAAUUUUCGUAUCGCCAGUUGGUGUCCUUCGAUAUUCGAAUUCCGUCGGUCUUUCGAUGAUUAUGUGGGUUAUACCAGGAUUGUUUAGUAUUCUGGGUGCCUUGGUUUAUGCUGAACUCGGUGUACGAAUCCCCAAGUCCGGUGGUGAAUACGCAUAUAUCCUCGAAGCAUUCGGUGGCUUACCAGCCUUCAUCGUGAUGUGGAUCACAUUUGUGAUUAUCGGCGGCGUCAGUUGUGCAGCGAAUUCGAUAGUUUUUGCUGAGUACAUCCUUCAGCCUGUUUACCCAAACUGUCGCAUUCCGCCGCACGUUGUCAGUAUGAUAGCUCUUGCGGGCUUGAUGUUAAUUUGUGCAAUCAACUGCUACAAGGUAGCGUGGGCAGCUAGAGUUGCAGUUGUAUUCUCGUGCGGAAAGGUUCUCGCUCUUCUCCUCAUCAUAGGUUUCGGCGUGUACUACCUUGCAACGGGCCAUGUGGAGAGUUUUGAAAAUGCAUUCGAGGGAUCAAACACGUCGCCUGGGUUUCUGGCCCUUGCAUUUUACCAAGGCUUCUGGGCAUUUUCGGGCUGGAAUUACCUCAACUUCCUCGUAGAGGAGAUGGACAACCCGGGCAGGAAUUUGCCGUUGGCCAUUGCAAUUGGACUCUCCCUCGUAACGGCACUCUACGUGCUUACGAACAUCGCCUACCUGGCAGUUCUCAGUCCCUUUGAAAUGCUCUCAACCGGCUCGGGCUCGUCUGCCAUCGCCGUGGUCUUUGCAGAACGCGCGAUGCCGUGGAUCGCCGUGCUUAUGCCCGUAUUUGUCGGGGCGUCAGUCUUCGGAAGCAUCAACGGUGAAGCAAUGUCCAUGUCCCGGUAG